Molecule: messenger RNA, 2083 nt
Organism: Pocillopora damicornis (cauliflower coral)
Lineage: Eukaryota; Metazoa; Cnidaria; Anthozoa; Scleractinia; Pocilloporidae
Product: ubiA prenyltransferase domain-containing protein 1-like
Biological process (GO): menaquinone biosynthetic process; vitamin K biosynthetic process
Cellular component (GO): Golgi membrane; endoplasmic reticulum
Molecular function (GO): prenyltransferase activity
Source: RefSeq, a predicted model, not a curated record
GUCUAUUGACUCUAAGCACUUGAAUUGUUAUGAAUGGUACACAAGAACAGAAAAAGUCGACGAGAGCCUUUAAAUUAUCUGUCUACUUGUUAGCUUUGCGGCCAUGGUCCUUCUCAGCGUCAUUUAUUCCGGUGGUUUUAGGGGCCGUUUUGUGUUGGAGGGCGACUGGUCUUUUCAGUGUCUCGUUGCUCGUAUUGACAAUGAUAGCUGUUCUUGGAGUCCACGCGGCCGGCAAUCUGGUAAACACGUAUUACGACUACAUGAAAGGAAUUGAUAGCAAAGUAUCAGACGAUCGUACUCUAGUUGAUCACCUUUUAACGCCUAAAGAGGUUGUCAAUCUGGGCGUUCUUUCCUAUGGCCUCGCCACCCUUGCCCUUGUGUCCUUGGUUGGAUUAUCAUCAGCGAAAAUGGAACAUUUGUCGUUCUUGUUCUUCGGAGGACUAUCUGGCUCGUUUUUAUACACUGGUGGUGUUGGGCUAAAAUAUUACGGUGUCGGUGAUAUUGUUAUUGUUAUCACGUUUGGUCCUUUAGCCGUCCUUUUUUCUUACCUGACUCAAUGUGGUAAUGUGGCGUUGUUUCCGCUGGUCUUUGCCAUUCCUGUGGCUUUGAGCACGGAAGCUAUUCUUCACAGCAACAACACGCGAGAUAUGGAGACUGACAAAAAAGCCGGUGCAGUAACGUUGGCUAUCAUUCUUGGCCAGCAGCUCUCAUAUGUACUCUAUUGCCUCCUCCUGCUUGCUCCAUACAUGAUAUGUACUGUGCUCUCAGUCAACUUAUCUGUACGUUUCCUUUUACCCCUUAUCACGUUGAGAAUGGCUUUCAAAUUGGAAAGAAGCUUUCGGGAAGGAAAACUUAUUCUGCUUCCUCAACAAACUGCUAAAUUGAACUUAAUGUUUGGGUUACUGUACACUUUAAGUUGUUCAGUUGCCCCUCUAAGUCUACCCAGAUAAAGGUUAGCACAUUGGUAAAUGGAUUGGUUAGUGACUGUGUAGUCUAUGUGGCAUUAUAAUUUUUGGGGGAGUUCUAUUUUUUCAGAUUGAAGUUUUUUUGUUGUUUUGUUUGAAUGAAUGCUUGUGACUCCCCAGUAAUGAAUUGUUUUUAAUUCUCUGUUCAAUUAGAGGACCAUAAUAGUGUGCUUUUUUUUUUUAGGUGGUAGUUGGUAAAAUUUCCCCUCUGUGGUACCUCUUAUCACCCCUCCCUUAAAUAAUUUAAUUGGAAUUCAACAGGCAAAAGAAUUGUUCUUCCAGGUGAAAAAUUUCUUUUAACUGAUGUGCUUGAAGUAAGGAGGCCACUUUUACUACUUGUAGGGCUAGAAAAAUGGACAUGUCAAGUGUUUGAUUAGAGUGAGUGAGAGAAUUUUGCUGAGUUUUAUAUUAGGGCAUUCCUUUUUCUUUGGAAUUUAUUAUUUUUUCGUUGAUCAAGACCAACCCAUUAGUCUUUAUAAAUCUGAUGUUACUGCAGUCCAUGGUCCUCAGUCAUGUUAAUUUUGGGGGCACCCAUUGUAGUCUGUAGACCUGUAGUCAAUGUUUGUGUAAGCAUGCAAGGGUUAUGGAAGUAGCAUUGAAAGUUUGUAUUGAUUAGGUCAGGUAUUCUGCAAUCCAGCAAAUGGAUUUAUUGGGUAUGUUCCUGGCAACUCCACUGGUAGCAUUUCUUCAAUAGUCAUGUAAUUGCCUCAAUCAAUCAGUGGACAGAGUAGUCUUAAAAAAGUUUUUAACUUUGGUUGUAAGUUGUAAAUUAGGCCAACCUCAUAAAGUGUUUUUUUAACACUGCCUGAACAAACCAGUUUUAGAAAAGAAGAACAAAAAUAAACCAACACCCAACAAUAAAAAAUGUAAAAAAAAAAGCAUAAAGGAAUGGAAAAUUUUGCUUUGAAUUCAUGGUCUUGAACAACUCACACCUCUUAUCAUUUUUUUGAUACCAUGGUCCAACCAAGCCUAAGAAAGAAUCUGUUGAUAUCUGGGUUUUCAUAGUAUUUAAGAAAAAGUCAUUUCAAACAAAUUAAAUGUUAUAUUGCAUCAAAAGUUGACUUUGUAUUUUUAUUGUAUUAAACCUCACCCUAGAUAAUAAAUCAUUAUUGGAUGGG